GAAAACCCGGGCUCAGGUCCGCGUCUUCCCCAGGCUCGGACAGAACCGCCGAGACAAAAGCGCCCGCCCGGCCGCCUCCUGCGAGGAGCGCUUGGGGAAAGCGGUUCUCAAGUUGUUCCGUUUGUCUCCUGAAUUUGCCUUCCCUACAACACACCCCCUCUGGGAGCAAUUAAAGGGAGCGGAGGUACGAAUCUACAUCUAGAACAGAUAAGGCUUCAAGGAGGCAGUUGCUGGAGGAGGAGCAGUGGAUAAAGAAUUACAGGAAAUGUGCAUCUGCUCAGAGUUGUUCUGGUUAACCUGUUGAUAUGCAUGGUAGUUUUCUACACUGUGUACUAUGUGGUCCUAUCUGUGUGCUUCGCAGUAUUCAAGAUUAAAAUGUUGGAUGGUUUGGCACCUUUUGAUUUUAAGACAAAUCCCUCAUGGAUUAACCCCUAUUAUUUAGUUCUGGUGAUAUCAUUGGAAAUAACUUUCUUCAUUUGUGGUCUGCUGUUUGCCCUGGUUGUGGAAGAAUGGGUUUGGGAUUAUGCCGUAACAGUUACUAUUAUUCAUAUCAUCAUAACUUCAGCUGUUAUGUCUGAAUUCCCCCUGAUGUUACACUGGUGGCUGGCAUUAGGAUCUGGAGUAAUUUCAAUGAUUUGUGGAGGACAGAUUUUGGCAUACUGCUUGUUCAAAGACAACUUCAUUUACCCAAUUCUAGAUGAUUUUUGAAAAGGAAAAUUAGAACUUGUCUUUAUAUUUACAUGAAUUCUAUGGUCUCAUUAACAACAUAAUUAAAAUGAAGUUAGCAACUGUCUAAUUGUAAGGCUAAUAUUUAGCUUACCAGAGCUCUUGUAUCUUACAUUUGUUUGCAACGUCAAUGUCAUCACUCUUAGCUGUUUUAUGUAAUCACUUUUAGCUUUUGUAUGUGCGUUUUCCAUUAAACAAAUAAUUAGAUAUGUUGUCUCUUUUUUAAAAUACAAUAAACCAUAAGGAGGAUAGGAGCAAUGAGACAACGCUCUUGCAAAAUCCUACAAGGAAAAGGGAAAAACAGAUUUGAAUUGAAUGU
Molecule: messenger RNA, 1045 nt
Organism: Strigops habroptila (Kakapo)
Lineage: Eukaryota; Metazoa; Chordata; Aves; Psittaciformes; Psittacidae
Gene: TMEM244
Product: transmembrane protein 244
Exons: 7
Coding region: 310-708 (132 amino acids)
Source: RefSeq, a predicted model, not a curated record